This is a messenger RNA of Phialemonium atrogriseum, 1718 nucleotides long. RefSeq lists its product as uncharacterized. Gene Ontology annotation, molecular function: RNA polymerase II cis-regulatory region sequence-specific DNA binding; DNA-binding transcription factor activity, RNA polymerase II-specific. Gene Ontology annotation, biological process: regulation of transcription by RNA polymerase II. The transcript has 2 exons. The record is from RefSeq and is a predicted model, not a curated record. Lineage: Eukaryota; Fungi; Ascomycota; Sordariomycetes; Cephalothecales; Cephalothecaceae. The coding region runs from base 215 to 1525 and encodes 436 amino acids.
ACGCCAACGUCCGCACCAUCCUAAGGAAGAACACCAACCAGCUUCCAGAAGUCCCUGACUUCGUGCAAACCUGGCACAUUUAUAAUUAAUUAUCCAACAGACUGGUCCUGUUCCGUCCUGUCUGGUCAUUUCCCUCCGCCUCCUUCUUAAACACCUAAACGUCCAACGUCCAACGUCCAACACCUUCGGAGCCACACAAGACUUCGAAUCAGUCAUGGACCUCAGGCCACCGUCUCUCACUAGAUCGCCCUCUUCUUCCUCGAACACCUACUGCUCCUCAGAGAGGUCCUCCCUAGACUACCCAUCGCCGAGCUUGGUGGAGCAGCAGUACAAGCUUUCAUCCAUAUACGACAGUGACACGCCUUGCUCCAUUCCACCUUCUAUCCACCCCGAGCCAUCUCUUCCGCCCCUCAACGCCAUGAGCCAGUCCGAGUGGAGUACGACAUGCGUUAUCCACCCAUCGUCUUCGGCAUCAGCAAUGCCGACGAUCAUGUCGUCCGAGUACGAUGCAUUUGGUGGCUAUGAAUCAACUCUAUCUUCCGCAUAUGACCAGGACGUCUACCAACCCCACCACGCCCAGUCUCACCCAUCUUCUACUCCAACACCAGUCUCCGCUGAAACUGCUCCACGAUCGGCCCCUAGGUCCUCCUCGAGGUCUUCGACCUCGUACCCAUCGGCAUCCUCGGCGGCGGGGUCUUUAACCCCAAAGUUGAAGAUGGAAACAGCAUCCGGUUACGGCCAAGGAGUCGAGGUGUCCCACUAUCCAUCCCCACCACCUAUUCAUUCCGCCUACCACCCAAACAACCCGUCUUACACGAGCAGCGCAUCUGGAUAUCCCUCGGAUGGCCAGUCAUCUUGGCAUAAAUCCGACUACCAGCCCGUUGAACCCGACCAGUUCUACUACCCAGCGGCUGACAAUACCCCAUCUACGCUCACAGAGGACCCAAGGAACCAAUACCGCGCCGCUCGACCUCGCAAGGCGCCCCGCCGGUUGACGACCAGGGAGGAGGCAAAUUACCAAUGCCCGGUCAGUGGAUGUGGGAAACUGUUCAGUCGCAGCUACAACUUCAAGGCACACAAGGAGACACACGACGAAAAGCGGGAGUAUCCAUUCCCCUGCGCGGUCGGCGAUUGCAUCAAGAAGUUUGUCCGGAAGACGGACCUUCAGAGACACCAUCAAAGCGUACACAUGAAGGAGCGCAGCCAUAUAUGCGACUACUGCAGCCGCUCGUUUGCUCGCAAGGACACGCUAAGGAGGCACAUGGAUGAUGGGUGUUCAAAGAGAUUCGAUCUCGGUACACUGGAUCUCCAGGGCGAUAACUACGACGGCCUCAGCCAAGGCGUACGACCGAUGGGAAGUGGUCCCAUGAGCCAAGUGGUUCAGCCACCGGGUGGCCUUCCACCAAUGGCACCCCUCCCUCUGAGCAGCAGCGGCAUGCUCUCAUCGACACCUCGGCCAAUGCGGAGCAGAGACAGGGUGGCAGGUGUGGAAACGAGGCAGAGCCACUUGUGGGGACGUUGUUGACAAGUGGCCAGAGAUGAGAGCUUCUCAGACAAAUGGCACACGAGUAUGCAUUCUCCUUUUCCUUCUCCCGUGGCCUGUUCUAGGUCUGAUUACAGUUUGGUUGCAUACGUGGAUUCAGCGUAAGGAAUGGGGCUAUUAUGGCCGGGUUGUAGAGCUAUUGGGCUGGCGUAUAUGGGAAAUGUCCUGCCAGCAA